Messenger RNA from Equus quagga, 393 nucleotides. RefSeq names its product parathyroid hormone (gene PTH). Bases 46 to 393 code for a protein of 115 amino acids. NCBI's taxonomy places the organism in Eukaryota, Metazoa, Chordata, Mammalia, Perissodactyla, Equidae. The record is from RefSeq and is a predicted model, not a curated record. The transcript has 3 exons. Gene Ontology annotation, cellular component: extracellular region. Gene Ontology annotation, molecular function: hormone activity; parathyroid hormone receptor binding. Gene Ontology annotation, biological process: intracellular calcium ion homeostasis; cell-cell signaling.
GAGAGUGACAUCAUUUGUAACAACAAAAAAGCUCCUCUGGUGAAGAUGAUAUCUGCAAAAAACAUGGUUAAGAUAAUGAUUGUCAUGUUUGCAAUUUUUCUUCUUGCAAAAUCAGAUGGGAAGCCUGUUAGGAAGAGAUCUGUGAGUGAAAUACAGCUUAUGCAUAACCUGGGCAAACAUCUGAACUCAGUGGAAAGGGUGGAAUGGCUGCGGAAGAAGCUGCAGGAUGUGCACAAUUUUAUUGCCCUCGGAGCUCCUAUAUUUCACAGAGAUGGUGGUUCCCAGAGGCCUCGAAAAAAGGAAGACAAUGUGCUGAUUGAGAGCCAUCAAAAAAGUCUUGGAGAAGCAGACAAAGCUGAUGUGGAUGUGUUAAGUAAAACUAAAUCCCAGUGA